Messenger RNA from Aspergillus mulundensis, 1317 nucleotides. RefSeq names its product DUF4050 domain-containing protein. NCBI's taxonomy places the organism in Eukaryota, Fungi, Ascomycota, Eurotiomycetes, Eurotiales, Aspergillaceae. The coding region runs from base 1 to 1317 and encodes 438 amino acids. The record is from RefSeq and is a predicted model, not a curated record. The transcript has a single exon.
AUGUCUUCCGAGUCCCGGGACGAUGCUAUCCGCGAAGCGAAGCGCUACGUCCGCGAAGUCGUCCAGAACGACUGGUCCUUUGAGUUUUCCGCGAAACCCGGCGCCCCGCCGCCAAAGUAUCCUGCAAACCCAGAGCCCACGGAAGUCCUCGAAUGGCGAGUCCGCGAAUACGACAGUUCAGGAUCUGAACUCGAGCCUCCAUUCUCCCCUAUCGGUAGUCCGGGGACCGAUGCAUUUGACGCCUCUUCGCCCCAAUCCGCGGGGUCGCGAUCGCGACGGCGCAAGCGCCGCAGGCAGAUGGAGGAGGAGAUGAGCUGGAAUGAAGGGCUGCGUACGUGGGUGGAGAGGCGGGAUGCGUGGUCAGGCGCUUUGUCUAGAGAGCAGGUUAGGACGUGGGAGCAGAAGCAGCAGCCGGUGUCUACGGUAGACAGUGAUGGGGAUAAGGAUAAUAGCGCCGCGACGACGUCGGAUACAGACGCCCAGAGCAUCCCGGCUUCUACGACAUCUCGUCCGUUUGCUAUUCCGGCUACGGGGGAAUCAUCAAAUCUUGCGUCGAGGACAGAGGCUUUGAAUAUCGCAGAUAACCAGGCUACCCUAUCUCAGGCUCAGCAACCUCAAGACCAGAGCAGCGACGUCCAGCCACCAGUCCCUGUCGAUGAUGCAAGCAGACCCGAACUCACCACCGACGCCAUCCCCGAAAUCCCAGACCUCCCCCAACCGCUCUCUUCCGCCGCAGCCGUUCCCACCGCAGACCCCCCAUCAACCACUACAACGACGCCUUCCACCCCCUCAUUAGAAGACCCCUUCCACGACCCGCUCAUCCCCGUCGUCCCCUCCCUCAUCGCAACGUCAAACCCCAUCCGCGCGUCCAUCACCCCUGCAAUGUACCCCUCCAUCUAUUCCAAGGUCGUCAUCCAAGGCCUCACGCCCACCGUGCCCAUUAACCUCGCCGACAUGACAAAGGCCAUGGUUCAGGGUUGGAAGGCAGACGGCCAAUGGCCACCGAAACCUCAAAACCUCGUGCUUACAGAUAACGCAACCGUUCGGCCGAGUAAUGCCUCUGCGACUAAGCACCCUGAUACCCCUGCCAUUCCGGCAUCAGCUCCAGGGGACAAGGAUAGGCCGAGCUCGCCCGAGUCAAAGCGCAAGUCAGGCAUUGCCAGUACAGUGCGCAAAGUCCUGCAUUUUUCGGGGUUCCAACAUCACCCGUUCCAUAGACGGGGCUCUUCAAGUCAGAAUUUCUCGCAUCCGGAGGACCCUGCGGGAGCUGGAGAGGGUUCCGCGGCAGCAGGGAAUAAUGAGCAGGCUCACAAAUAA